AUCGGACGAAAUAGCAAUACCCUAAUUCCAUAUUUUUGCUAAAAUUGUAAAUUUCAUUUUAAUUUAGAAGAAUACACACUAUCCCUCAAAAUGCCUGUUCCCUCUCUCCAGCACUAAACCGAAAGCUCGUUCGCUCCAAGAACACGGCUUUCCAUUCUUGGGCAGCAAAAGUUUCUUGGUAAAGAUAAAAGCUUUAUUAUUUACCGUCAGCCAUUUGAGAAGCCAUGUUAAACCUUUCUCUUUCUCCUGCAGGGUUUAGCCUUAACCUCCAAAACCCUUCUAAAACCUCCUCCCCUUAUCCCUAUCAUCAACCUCUCUCUUUCUCCUCCUCCUUCAAUAAUAUUAACCCCUUAUAUUCCAACACAAAAUGCUCUAAAGCUUUGCCUAGAAACCUUUCCUUAACAUGCCGCCAUUCUGAAUACUUUGAACCUCAACAGCAACAGCAACAGCAACAGCAACAACAGGGGGCAUCUACGCCUAAGGUUUAUGUUGGAUACUCGAUAUACAAAGGGAAGGCAGCUCUCACUGUCGACCCUCGGCCUCCAGAGUUCUCACCUUUAGACUCAGGGGCCUUCAAGCUUUCAAGAGAGGGUUUCGUGCUGCUUCAGUUUGCACCUGCUGCUGGUGUUCGCCAGUAUGAUUGGGGUAGAAAGCAGGUCUUCUCAUUGUCUGUGACUGAAAUGGGAUCUCUUAUCAGCCUUGGUGCAAAAGAUUCAUGUGAAUUUUUCCAUGAUCCAAACAAAGGAAGAAGUGAUGAAGGUAAAGUCAGGAAGGUGUUGAAGGUUGAGCCACUUCCGGAUGGCUCUGGUCACUUCUUCAAUCUCAGUGUUCAGAACAAGCUUAUUAAUUUGGAUGAGAACAUUUACAUCCCUGUUACAAAGGCAGAGUUUGCAGUUCUUAUCUCAGCAUUCAAUUUUGUUGUGCCAUACCUUUUAGGUUGGCACACUGCUGUGAAUUCCUUCAAGCCUGAAGAUGCCAGCCGUUCAAACAAUGCAAAUCCAAGAUCAGGUGCUGAUUUAGAAUGGAGUAGAUAGUUCUGGCAGGAUAGAGUACGUUAUCUGUGCUAUGAUCGAGGAGCAGGAUGUUCUUUGGCCCUUUGAUCAAAAUUUUGUAUGACCCUCUUUGACUUGCACCCUCCAUUGAUUCUACAAGGGGUUUUAACUGGGAGUGCUUUCCUAGAAGUUUCCGCGACGGUUGAAUUAACUCUCUUGUUGUAAUGGUGAUUUAAUGUAGUUGUGUUGUGUCUAGGUGUGUUUAUUGUGUAGCCAUAUUGCAGUGGAAAUUCCCAUUCACUGAUUAUUCUGUUGAAUAGUUUUCGCCAACCUAUUUGGUUCUUUUUAUGUCCUUA
Messenger RNA from Nicotiana tabacum (common tobacco), 1348 nucleotides. RefSeq names its product single-stranded DNA-binding protein WHY1, chloroplastic-like. Gene Ontology annotation, molecular function: single-stranded DNA binding. NCBI's taxonomy places the organism in Eukaryota, Viridiplantae, Streptophyta, Magnoliopsida, Solanales, Solanaceae. Gene Ontology annotation, biological process: defense response; regulation of DNA-templated transcription. The record is from RefSeq and is a predicted model, not a curated record.